Siniperca chuatsi (mandarin fish) is the source of this 9802-nucleotide messenger RNA. RefSeq names its product myosin VAa (gene myo5aa). Gene Ontology annotation, molecular function: microfilament motor activity; ATP binding; actin filament binding. Gene Ontology annotation, cellular component: actin cytoskeleton; cytoplasm; vesicle. NCBI's taxonomy places the organism in Eukaryota, Metazoa, Chordata, Actinopteri, Centrarchiformes, Sinipercidae. The record is from RefSeq and is a predicted model, not a curated record. Gene Ontology annotation, biological process: vesicle transport along actin filament; actin filament organization. The transcript is spliced from 43 exons. Bases 234 to 5858 code for a protein of 1874 amino acids.
UCAUCCAUCAUACCCAGAAUGCAAAGUGAGACACCGAAACCUCAGCAGCAGCAGCAGCCGCCUCAAGCUUUUCACGUUAUCAUGGCGAUAAGAGACACAUCUUCCCCUUGAGUCCCUGCAGCAACAAAGGUUUCCUCCUCCGCUACAUGUAAACACACACCGAGUCUGAUGCAGCGCGCAGACCUGCCGGAGUUUUAGCCCAGAUUGGAGAAAGGACAUAGCGAGUGACCGUCAUGGCAGCGUCGGAGCUGUACACAAAGCGUGCUCGGGUGUGGAUCCCCGAUGCAGAGGAGGUGUGGAAGUCUGCUGAGCUGAACAAGGACUACAAACAUGGCGAUGCCUCCCUGCAGCUCAUGCUGGAGGAUGGAACGAACAUUGAGCACAAACUGGACCCCAAGACGAAGAACCUGCCUUACCUGCGAAACCCCGACAUCCUGGUGGGCGAGAAUGACCUCACAGCACUCAGCUACCUCCAUGAGCCGGCUGUGCUGCAUAACCUCAAAGUCCGCUUCAUCGACUCCAAGCUCAUCUAUACUUAUUGUGGAAUCGUUCUGGUGGCCAUCAACCCGUAUGAGACACUGCCAAUCUACGGAGCAGACAUCAUCAAUGCCUACAGCGGUCAGAACAUGGGAGACAUGGACCCACAUAUCUUUGCCGUGGCAGAGGAGGCUUACAAACAGAUGGCCAGGGAUGAGAGGAACCAGUCAAUCAUUGUGAGUGGGGAGUCCGGAGCAGGAAAGACGGUGUCAGCCAAAUACGCCAUGAGAUACUUUGCUACGGUCAGCGGCUCCACCAGCGAGGCCAACGUAGAGCAGAAAGUCUUGGCUUCCAACCCCAUCAUGGAGGCCAUUGGAAAUGCAAAGACCACCCGAAAUGACAACAGCAGUCGCUUUGGGAAAUACAUCGAGAUCGGCUUCGACAACCGCUUCCGUAUUAUCGGCGCAAACAUGAGAACAUAUCUGCUGGAGAAAUCACGAGUGGUGUUUCAGGCGGACGAGGAGAGAAAUUAUCAUAUCUUCUAUCAGCUCUGUGCAUCAUCCCAUCUGCCUGAGUUCAAGACUCUGAAGCUGAGCAGUGCAAACGACUUCUUGUACACCAGGCAGGGCCGCAGCCCCGUAAUCGACGGCGUGGAUGACACUAAGGAGCUUUGCACCACUCGCAAUGCCUUCACACUGCUCGGUAUUAAUGAGUCCUAUCAGAUGGGGUUGUUCCAGGUUUUGGCUGCUAUUCUUCAUCUGGGAAACGUAGAGAUAAAGGACAGAGACUCAGACAGCAGCGUCAUUCCUCCCAACAAUCGCCACCUGACAGCGUUCUGCGAGUUGGUAGGCGUGACCUACCAGGACAUGUCUCAGUGGCUGUGCCACAGGAAGCUGAAGACAGCCACUGAGACGUAUAUCAAGCCCCUCCCCCGCAUGCAGGCCACCAACGCCCGUGACGCACUGUCCAAACAUAUCUAUGCCAAGCUCUUCAACUGGAUUGUGGAGCAUGUUAACAAAGCCCUAAUCACCAAUGUCAAACAGCACUCCUUCAUUGGGGUCCUCGACAUCUACGGGUUUGAGACAUUUGAGAUCAACAGCUUUGAGCAGUUCUGUAUCAACUACGCUAAUGAGAAACUCCAGCAACAGUUCAACAUGCAUGUGUUCAAACUGGAGCAGGAGGAGUACAUGAAGGAGCAGAUCCCCUGGACUCUGAUUGACUUCUAUGACAAUCAGCCCUGCAUCAACCUCAUAGAAGCCAAGAUGGGCGUCCUGGACCUGCUGGACGAGGAGUGCAAGAUGCCUAAAGGUUCGGAUGAUUCGUGGGCUCAGAAACUCUACAACACUCACCUAAAGACCUGCUCCCUCUUCGAGAAGCCACGCAUGUCCAACCGCGCCUUCAUCAUCCAACAUUUUGCUGACAAGGUGGAAUACCAGUGUGAAGGUUUCCUGGAGAAGAACAAGGACACAGUGAAUGAAGAACAGAUCAAUGUGCUGAAGGCCAGCAAGAAGUUUGACCUGCUGGUGGAGCUCUUCCAGGAUGAGGAGAAAGCUACCAGUCCCACUGGUCAGGUCCCUGGCACCGGAGGCCGGACCCGCCUCAGCAUCAAACCUGACAAGAGCCGAGACAAGAGCAGCAAGGAGCACAAGAAGACCGUCGGCUGCCAGUUUCGUAACUCUCUGCAUAUGCUGAUGGAGACUUUGAAUGCAACCACUCCACACUAUGUACGCUGCAUCAAACCCAAUGACUUCAAAAUGGCCUUCUCGUUUGAUCCCAAACGUGCGGUGCAGCAGCUCAGAGCAUGUGGCGUCCUGGAAACUAUCCGCAUCUCUGCUGCAGGUUUCCCAUCCAGGUGGACCUACCAGGAGUUCUUCAGCCGUUACAGAGUCCUGAUGAAGCAGAAGGACGUGUUACCUGACAAGAAGUUGACCUGCAAGAACGUCCUGGAGAAACUAGUGCAGGACCAGGAUAAAUACCAGUUUGGUAAGACCAAGAUCUUCUUCAGGGCCGGCCAGGUUGCUUACCUGGAGAAGUUGAGGGCAGACAAGUUGCGUGCUGCCUGCAUUCGUAUCCAGAAAACCAUCCGCUGCUGGCUGGCACGCAAGAAGUAUCUGCACAAGCGCAGUGCUGCCAUCACCAUCCAGAGGUUCACCAGAGGAUACCAGGCUCGCUGCUUGGCCAAGUUCAUGCGUCGCACUCAGGCGGCCAUCAUCAUCCAGAAGUACCAGAGGAUGUACGUGGAGAGGAAACGCUACAAGCAGAAGCAGGCUGCCGCUCUGGUCAUGCAGACGAUCCUCAGAGCUUACAUGGCCCGGCAGAAGUACCAGGCGUUACUGCGGGAGCACAAGGCGGUGAUCAUUCAGAAGCGCGUUCGUGGCUGGUUGGCUCGGUGCUGGUACAAGCACUGCCUUGUCUCCAUAGUCUACCUGCAGUGCUGCAUCCGCAGGAUGAGGGCCAGGCGCGAGCUGAAGAAGCUGAAGAUCGAGGCUCGCUCAGUGGAGCACUUCAAGAAGCUCAACAAAGGCAUGGAGAACAAGAUCAUGCAGCUGCAGAGGAAAAUCGACGAGCAGACCAAGGACAACCGGGCAAUCAAUGAGAGGCUAGUUGGUCUGGAGAGUUCCUACACGGCGGAGAGCGAGCGGAUGCGCGGCGAGCUGAGCCGUCUGCGUGGGGUGGAGGAGGAGGCCAAGAACAAAACCAACCAGGUGUCCUCGCUGCUGGAGGAGCUGGAGAGGCUGAGGAAGGAGCUGAGUGUCACACAGAAGGAGAAGAAGACCAUCGAGGACUGGGCGCAAACCUACAGGGACGAAAUGGAGAAAAUGGUCUCGGAGCUGAAGGAACAGAAUGGCUCGCUGAAGAAAGAGAAGGACGACUUGAACAGGUUGAUUCAGGAACAGAGUCAGCAGAUGACAGAGAAAAUGGCCCGUUCGAUUGCACAGGAGACUCAGCAGCUGGAGACGGAUCUGAACGAGGAGCGAUCUCGCUACCAGAAUCUCCUGACAGAACACCUUCGCCUCGAGGAGAAAUACGACGACCUGAAGGAGGAGAUGGCUUCCUCGAACGUCUCCAAGCCUGGCCACAGGAGAACAGAUUCCACCCACAGCAGCAACGAAUCAGAGUACACCUACAACUCAGAGUACGCCGAAUUGGAAGAAGGUUCCCGUGCCGCCGAAGAUGUGACACGAGGAAUAGACACCUCGCUGACCCUCAAGCUCCAGAAACGUCUCACAGAACUGGAGCAAGAAAAGCAGUCGCUGCGCAACGAACUGGAAAACAAAGAGGAUCAGUUCCAGCGGGCUAGAGCCAGGGAUGACGCAGAGUUUAAAAAGGCUCGUGGGGCAGAGCUGGAGUACGAGUCCCUGAAGCGUCAAGAGCUGGAGUCAGAGAACAAGAAGCUGAAACAUAACCUGGCGGAGAUAAGGCAAAGCCUGCUGGGUAACGCAGCAGCAGGUGCCGGGGCCCCGGGCUCCCCAGCUUACAAGGUGCUCCUGGAGCAGCUCAACGCCUCCUGUGAGGAGCUGGAGGUCCGCAAGGAGGAGGUGCUGAUCCUGCGCUCCCAGCUUGUCAGCCAGAAGGAAGCCAUGCACCACAAGGAUGAGAAGGAGACCAUGACCGAGCCGUCUGUCUAUGUUGGCGAUGUGUCCAAACUGAAGGACGCCGAUGAACUCAAGCAAGCAUGCAUAGGCCUCAAAGACACCAACAGAUCUGCCGCUCCAGACUUCCAUAAGCUGAAUGAGGACGGAGAGCUGUGGCUGGUUAAUCAGGGCUUAAAGGAAACCAUCAGGUUACUGGAGCACCAGCUGCAGACUCAGCGGAAAAGUUAUGAUAACGAGGUGGAGGCGUUGCGAGGCGAGCUGCAAAAUGUCAAGGAGGAGAACAAUCGUCAGCAGCAGCUCUUGGCCCAAAACCUCCAGCUGCCUCCAGAGGCCCGAAUCGAAGCCAGUCUGCAACACGAGAUCACACGGCUCACCAAUGAGAACCUGGAACUCAUGGCUGAUGACCCCACAGCGUCCCAAGAGGCUCGAGUCAUCAUUUUACGACGGAUGGUUGAUCUGAUGGAGCAGCUGGAGAAGCAGGACCGAACCAUACGCAAGCUCAAGAAGCAGCUGAAGGUUUACUCCAAGAGGAUUGGCGAGAUGGGAGCGGGUCAAACUGAGGGCCAGACUUCUCCAGGACAGACGGUGGACGAGCCGAUUCACCCUGUCAACAUUCCCCGCAGGGAGAAAGAUUUCCAAGGGAUGCUGGAGUACAAGAAGGAGGAUGAGCUCAAACUGGUCAAGAACCUCAUCCUGGAGCUGAAGCCUCGCGGUGUAGCCGUGAAUCUGAUCCCAGGUCUACCAGCCUACAUCCUGUUCAUGUGUCUGAGACACGCAGACUAUGUCAACGAUGACCAGAAGGUCCGCACUCUGCUCACCUCAACCAUCAACAGUAUUAAGAAGAUCCUGAAGAAACGAGGAGAUGACUUUGAGACGGUCUCCUUCUGGCUGGCGAACACCUGCCGCUUCUUACACUGUCUUAAACAAUACAGCGGAGACGAGGCCUUCAUGAAGUACAAUACACAGAGGCAGAACGAACACACUCUGUCCAACUUCGACCUGGCAGAGUACAGACAGGUGAUCAGUGACCUGGCCAUCCAGAUCUACCAGCAGCUGAUCAAAUGCAUGGAGAACAUCCUCCAGCCCAUGAUAGUCUCUGGCAUGCUGGAACACGAGACCAUCCAGGGCGUGUCGGGGGUGAAGCCCACAGGUCUCCGUAAGCGGACAUCUAGCAUCGCUGACGAGGGCACCUACACCCUGGACUCCAUCCUGCGGCAGCUCAGCGCCUUCCACUCCACCAUGUGCCAGCACGGCACCGACCCCGAGCUCAUCAAGCAGGUGGUGAAGCAGCAGUUCUACAUCAUCGGAGCCGUCACCCUCAACAACCUGCUGCUACGCAAAGACAUGUGCUCCUGGAGCAAAGGCAUGCAGAUCAGGUACAAUGUGAGCCAGCUGGAGGAGUGGCUCAGAGACAAAGGUCUGAUGACAUGCGGAGCCAAGGAGACUCUGGAGCCUCUGAUCCAGGCUGCUCAGCUGCUGCAGGUGAAGAAAAAGACUGACGAGGAUGCCGAGGCCAUCUGCUCCAUGUGCCUGGCCCUCACCACUGCUCAGAUCGUGAAGGUCCUGAACCUUUACACUCCAGUCAACGAGUUUGAGGAGAGAGUGUCUGUUUCAUUCAUACGAACCAUACAGACUCGCUUGCGAGACCGUUGUGAGAGCCCCCAGUUGUUGAUGGACACGAAGAUGAUUUAUCCGGUCACUUUCCCAUUCAGCCCUUCCUCCCUUGCCCUGGAAACCAUCCAGAUCCCCAGCUCGCUCAACCUGGGGUUCCUCACCCGUGUCUAAACCCGAGGCCCCACAGGACGGCUCUGAACCCUUCAGCGAUUUUGAUGUAGUGGCCACAGUUGGAAUUGCAAGUCACAUGACACUUGCAGGCCCAAAAAGACUUUUUCCCACACGCAAUCAUCACAAGAGAAAUAAAAAGAAAUUCUGAGCGUCACAAACUUUACAAAAUUAGGAUUUGUAUUAACACAAUUUGAGCAAUUUUGUCCAAAAAUGAAUUGAAAAGUCUCAAAGAAACACGUUAUCCAGUUAUUUAAGAUAUCCCUGGUCGCACUUAACAUGCAAAAUUAAACACACAAACUCCACCACAUGCUGAACUUUCAACAUACAUCUGUACAAUACUUACAUCCUCUGAACGUACACAUGCACGCCUACACUCACGUGCACCUUGUCUCUUACAAAACGCACAGAUACACACAGCACCCACAGUGGCCGCCGUUGGUUUAAAUCUGGCUGUAAAACGCCAUCAUCCAUCCACCGCUUGUAUAAAUGCCUGCCUUUAGAGAAGCCACAGGACCAGAUCAAUGCCUCCAGUAUUCGCUCUCCACCGACACAUGGGUCUGUCUUAGUGGUCUUGACCCCAGUCACCCCAGCUCUCCCUCCUCUGUGUUUCAACUAGUUGUUAAGAUAGUUCUCCCUGUCAUCGUCUCGUUCUCCAGUGAGAAUGUAGGUACCGAAACACGAGAGCAGGCCCAAAAGGAUGUGUUGAGACCUCACAGAGGAACAACUUGAUAAGCUGUAGUCUACCUUGAUAUGUUGGGUCUCUAUUUAAAAGGCAAAGUGAAUUCUGAGUCCCAGUAUGAAGCCAGAUGAGUGAUACCGCUCUAAAGUUAGCUCUGUCCAUCCCAUGUUGAGGAAACCUGGACCAGGCUUCGUUCUGGAUGUUGUCAUUUUACUCUCUGAACAUAGUCAAGCCAAGACAGAACUCAUCAUCUGUACUAUAUUAUUUAUACAUAUAUAUAAAUAUAUAUAAAUAUUAAUAAUAUAUAUCAUGUAUUUUAUUUAUUGCAUUCACCUCCGUCCCCACCCUCCCUUUUUGGAUUAGAAGCUUUCUCUUUGCAGAAAUACAUGUCCGAAAUGAAGGAUGGGACCAUCAUUUCCCAAAAUGAACAGCUUUGUAAGGACAGUUUUAGUCUUAGUUCCACUGUGUAGGCUAUUUAUGUCAAUAUCAGGUAAAUGAUGUAGUAUAGUUUAAGGAGUGCUGGGCACAUAUGAUUAUUUGUUAGGUCACGUCUUAACUUAGAGAUGUCGCUUUGUCAUGUUUAUCCUGCAUUUCUGGCAGAUGAAGUGUAGCACGGAUUCAGAGAUUUACAAGGUGCGAGGUUCAAACUCUGCCAAGGGUUUGACUUGCCACAGUCAGUUUACAGCUGUGACCAGAGGUGAGUGUCACAACAAACACUGGCACAAAGAUAUUCACACAGAUGUACACACAACAUUACACUCUGCUUACUGCUGUAUCACUGGGAGUAUUGCACUCCUAACGCUUCUUUCUCCUCUCUACUUGUCUUCUCUGGUCACAGCUCCAGUCAGAGCUUUGAAAAUGUUUUACUAUUAUCAGUGUGGAAUUAUUUAUUUCAGUAUUGUCAUUUUCAUAUGUAUCAAAGUUAUAUAUAUCGUAAAGCCAUGUAUCCCUGAGCAGAGUGGAGGGAGAAGGUUUCUCUGACAGCUUUACAACAAUGUUUUCUGCUUUAUUCCCACACUAACACUAACUGCAGCAUUGUGGAGCGAAUCCUCUCAUCUCCUCUCGUGUCCAACCUCUGCCUUCCUGUUCAGUGGCCAAAAAAGCACAACAUGGGCUUUUAUUACCAAAAACAACAGAAUAUAUGGAGCUCUCACUUGCAACCGCAGGGUUAAAUUUAUUUUUUUGACUUUUCUGUUUGGUGUACAGAUUGUUUUGGUUCAGAUAUCCAGACAUAUUUGUUACUUGCUUUCAAAGUCUGAGGGUGAUAGUGCACCACACCCAUUACUCAGUAUGGCUGCAGCGUGGUAUAAAAACUGUACAGCAUGCAUUGCUGCUGCUGCCCUCAUCUAACCUGCAUGGGCCUGGCUUUACCAGCAUUACCAUUAUCAGAAAUUAACCCGCAUGCUAUUGUGUUUUUUGUUUGUUUGUUUGUUUGUUUUAUUUUGGUUUGGUUUGUUUGUUUUGUACAAAAAGAAACUUCGGUGUGGUUGAGUUGUUGGAUAAGUGUUAGGAAAUCUGCUCAUGUUGUUACAAAAAGUCCUUUGUCUGCAUUAACAUUGUCCCCACUGCCUCGUGUUUAGCACCUUUGCUUGUUUACUUCCGGUUGUGCUAUUAGUAUUAACAGUCAACCAAAUUUGCCUCUUGCCCUCAUGAGAACCUUAUUUUUGCCUAAUGACCUUACCCUUUCAACCAGAUAUUUCACUUUGAUAGAAUAUUUCUUUCUCUUUUUUUAAGGUGCUUACCUAUGUUGGAGAUUGGGAAUGGUCACCAAAACUGGACUCAGAACCAUUUUUGAUUUAAUGUUUUGUUUAGUCUAAAAAUUAUUCUUCUGAAGCAGCCGACCAACCGAGGAACCAUAGAUCAAAAUGUUUUGCAGUACUGGUGAAAAUACAGUACGUGCUGAGAAAUAAAAAUAUUUUACCAAGGUGAAGUAUCUCAUUAAAUGCCACAUUGAGCGGAUCACUGUCACUCUGACAGGAACAAGCUACAGACGAAAACAAAUUGUAAGUGGAGUAAAGAGAAGUUAGUAUGUGUAGUAAGUUGUUUUGUGCUGCACUUGUAUUUUAAAAUAAUUUGAUAUCCAUAUGCUCUCAUUGGGACCACGUUAUCAAUCUGCCUUUUGUUAUAUGGUUUGGAUUAAUGGGUAGUUUAAAGUAUGGUUUGUGUAAAGAGUACAUAUCGGCAGGUUGUGGCAAGAGAGACAGUAACUGAAGGAAUUAAUUAACUAUAUGAAUGUUUAAAAUUGUUAAUGAAGUGUAUCAUGAUUUUAGCUGCACAUUGUGGACAAAGCCUUAUCUGAAUGAUUUGCUAUCUGAAUGACUUAAACACAUGAUCAACAUUGUGGCAUUUUUUUGUUCUGUCAGUGUAGUAUUUUUUUUUUCCACUGUAAAAUGAAUAUGAAUUGUUAAAUGUGAUCAUUUUUAAUUUUGAUAAGGUGUCCUUUUGUGCUACAGUUGGUGUCACAGAUGGGAUGCACUGUUUAGCCAUCAGUCAAAAUGCACUUUUUAGACAUUGCUGAGGAAGUCAGAUAAAUAAUAGCUGGAUGUGGACUGUAAGACGAAAUACUUCACAUUCAAGAGCCUUUCUUCCUUUGACUCCCACCGCUUUUUUAAUGAACUGUGGCCCAUUAAGCUUCCUCUACCCCGUUCCCUGUGUGAGUGGGCGCUUCACUUUCUUAAUCAGUGAUAUAUUUUUUUCUUGCUGUUUUAUUAAAACAAUUAAUGCAAGCCACAGGUAAGAAGACACACUCUUGUGAAUUGCACCAGCCUUCUCAGACACUUGAGAGUGCGGAGUGGGAAGGCUGGCCUGGUUUCAGAGGAGAGAAAAAAAAGCCAUGUUCAUUGGUUCGUAUUGUUGAGUAGAGCUGCGGCGUCUUGUUCCCCUGGGCUUCUCUUGGGCUCUCAAACAGGAGAAAAUGUCAGUCCUUCACUCUGCGUUUUUACAUUAAGGAGAGAGUUGGUUGUAUGAUACGACGUAGACAUUAUAAACUACCAUUGUUCUUAUCAGCACUAGCGUUGAUUGUGCCAUUUUAAAAAAAUGUUAAAAACAAAAGGAUGUAUCAUCACCCCAGCUGUUGUGGUACUGGUGUGAACAUGCUGAAGCCGGUACCAAAUGUUUCCUCUCUGACCCAUGUGUACAUUUGACAAACUGGACUGUUGGUAGUUUCUGGUAGCUGUGCUUAGUGAAUGUGUUCACCGUUAAGAAACUAAGAAACUUGGAAUAAAUUGUCAAAUCUGUAAAAGUAAAAUAAAAGAAUUCAGCACUA